This is a messenger RNA of Bicyclus anynana (squinting bush brown), 2177 nucleotides long. RefSeq names its product fibrous sheath CABYR-binding protein. The transcript has 3 exons. The record is from RefSeq and is a predicted model, not a curated record. NCBI's taxonomy places the organism in Eukaryota, Metazoa, Arthropoda, Insecta, Lepidoptera, Nymphalidae. Bases 16 to 1941 code for a protein of 641 amino acids.
GCUCGAGAUGAAUACAUGAACACUUUCGAGCGACACCUGACCUCGAAUGCGACGAGUAACUGCUUUGUCGGCGCGUCUCGAGAGCCGCACCGUUAUGCCGGCUAUAAAGGGAGGCCGCCCGCCGCCCGCCGCAGUUCCGCGCUGACCAUGAGGGCCCACGCGUUCUUGCUCGCGCUGUGCGUGUGCGCGCACCACGCGCGCGCCGCCUCCAUCCCACAAGAUCUCGACAACGUCGACCUCGACGACGACAUCAACGUCGUCAUCGGAAAAGCUGCAGAUAUUCCCGUCAAAGUCAUCGAGGAACCAGUAAUAGAUGAAAACUCAAACGACUACAUACCUCCCGACGACGUGAACGUUGUCGUGAAAAGGAUCGAAGUCGAUUUGAGGAACCCCGGUCCGCCGCAGAGGCAGGAGCACGAAACGCAGAACCCGGACAAUCAAAGCGACAACGACAAAGUCGUCGUCGCGAUCAGACACUCGCUUCAACAGACGGAAGAAGUUUUCAACGAGGGCCUCAAACAUGUCUCCGACAGUUUCAAAACAUUCCUACAGGCCGACGAAGACCUGCCACUGAUUCAACAGAAUAUUAAAAAUUUGAAGGAUACUUUCGCCGGGCAGUUUGAAAAGCUCAACGCAACCAUACGGAGCUAUUUGCCGGUACCCGCCGCGUCUGACGAGAGUGCGGUCAACCCUAAAGCGGAAGUCAUUCAGGCGCAUCUUAAAUUUUUAGACAACAGCUUCCAGCUCGGCGUCGGCACUUUGGCGGAGGGCGUCGAAGUGUACUCGAUAAUCAAAGAGGAAGACGAGGCUGAAAAGGCUAUAGCGCUCAAGGCUGAUUUAAAAGCAGAACCGGAAGUCGCCGCUGCAGCUUCAGAACCGGCGAAACCAGCUGAACAUCCCCCAGCACAGCCCGCACCAGCAAACCCAGCGCCCCCCGCCUCCCCCCCUUUCUUACCAUGGAAUCAAUACUUAACGAAUCUUCAAAAUUCAAUCGGCGGUAUUUUCCAAACUUUAACGUCAUCUAUUACGAAUACCUUUGGAAACAAUAAUAAUCCUAACGGACAAGCUCAAGCGCCGCCCAACCCGGUCGUAAACUUUAUCCAAGGAAUACCGAGCAUCUUCCAGGGAACGAACACCGUCGCUCAACCGCCGGCUGCCACUCCAGAGAAGCCACAGGACCCUCCUGCCAACGCGCAAGCUGACCCCGUUCCCGCGGCCCCGGCUACCCCGGCCCCGUGGAGCCCUCAAGCCAUUCUCCAAUCAGUUCAAACUACUUGGAAUAAUAUUGUUAAUCCCGGUCAAAACAAUCAGCCGCAAAACCAGCAACCGAACCCGCCUCAACAACAACCGACCAACAACAACCCGUUCCAGCAAGCAUAUCAAAACUUUGUAUCGUUCAUAACGCCACAAACGCCACAAGCUCAGCAGCCUGCUAACCCUCAACCGGCAGCACCGGCAGCUGUGCCACCACCACCAGCGACGACGCCCGAGAGUGCUUCGGCCAUCAAACCAGAAGCACCUGUUCAAGGAAGCAACGCAGUACCGGCGCCGGUCAACGACCAGCCGCAACAACAACCUACCCAAGCUAACCCUGCUCCCGUCCAACCUGGUCCGAUUCAACAACUGGUACAAAACAACCCCAUAAUAAAAGGAAUACAGGACGCAGUGCAGAGAAUACAGGGCACGCCCAAUCCAGAGACACCCAGGGAAGAACCAAUAAAAGAAGAGGAAAAAAAAGAGGAGGUCGUCGACCCCAAGGGUCAUGGCGGAUACCGACCCAAUAAUAAUGUGGCUAAUCAAGGCAGUACUGACGACAGCCGGGUAGAAGACAAAGUGGAGGAAAAUCUACAAGACAUCCCCCCGGAAGAGAAGGAGGUCCUAGAGGAACAAAUAAAAGCAGAAGAACUAAAAACCCCAUCGGUUGCCGACAAGACUGAAUAAGUCCUAGUGUGAUACUGGUGUCAACUCGGUAUUGUAGUAAUAUUUAAAUUGACAGACCUAGAAACAACCACUUUUAGAGCUGUAAAUUUAGUGUUACAAAAAAUUUUAUUUUAUUACGAAAAGCUCUGACCGAGUUAACACCAAUCUAGUAAUUAUAAUUUAUUUAUUUUAAGGAAUAGAUAAUGUAAAUAAAAUAAAAUACACUGGGAAAAAUAAAGAAAACUUUUGUAAACGUU